Messenger RNA from Colletotrichum navitas, 321 nucleotides. RefSeq lists its product as uncharacterized. The transcript has 3 exons. Bases 1 to 321 code for a protein of 106 amino acids. The record is from RefSeq and is a predicted model, not a curated record. NCBI's taxonomy places the organism in Eukaryota, Fungi, Ascomycota, Sordariomycetes, Glomerellales, Glomerellaceae.
AUGCUUCAGGCGCAUCGCGUUGCGCUCAUGCGACUGGCCAGAACCGCUGGUCUGCAGCAUGGGUCUACCUAUGCUGGUCGCAUGCUGUUGGGCCAGGCGCGUUGGCGAGUCGCCAGCGGCGCGUUGGUUGGCCUCGGCCUUUCUUGGUUGGAAUACCCCUCGGCCACACUUUCAUUUCCCAGCCGAGUCGCGCUGCCCUCGGCGUUUGCAGGCAAACCCCUACCAAGCAUUCUCCGGCGUGAGGAAAAUGUGGUGCUCCGAUCCGGAGCUACACGCGCCAACCCCGAAAGCCGCGAGCACCAUCACCAAUUCGCAUACUGA